Maniola jurtina (meadow brown) is the source of this 725-nucleotide messenger RNA. RefSeq lists its product as uncharacterized. The transcript has 4 exons. NCBI's taxonomy places the organism in Eukaryota, Metazoa, Arthropoda, Insecta, Lepidoptera, Nymphalidae. Bases 81 to 725 code for a protein of 214 amino acids. The record is from RefSeq and is a predicted model, not a curated record.
CGACAAUGUGAAAAGGACUUGGCAUAUUUGGAGUAUGUACAGUCAACGGCCGUAUUCAGUACAAUGCAGCGAGUAACAGAAUGCUGCUGGUGGGCGCGGCGGCGCUGCUGGCGGUCGCAGUGACGGCACGUGCGUCUGAUCGCUCCGAAGAAACAAAGGAAUCAGAGAACAGGUCAAAAGACAUCAUCGAGAACCUGCGCCGGCAGUUAAUGCGUCACAACUACGACUAUUCGCAUGAAACACCUCCAACCACUGAACCCCAUAGACGAGCCGACGCCGACGUGCAGUUAGAUAAACCACACGAUAACAUUAGUAUUAAUAAUAAUUACUAUCUCACGAAACCAACCCGCCAGAGAAACAACAAUCAUGAAAAUAGUGAUAUUGAGGAUGUUAUGGAGGAAACCGGAAAUAAAACGAAACCGGAACAUCCGGUAUCGGAAAGAGAUCUUUUUUAUUACGUGGAUGAUGAAAAAUUAAUUAGCAAGAAAUCAGACGAUAGGAAAUAUAAAACUUUAAAGGUUAGACACCAGUUCCGUCGCAGCGGACAGAACCAAUACAUUCAAGAAGAAGGCGAAGAAGGGGUGGCCAUCGUGAGCCUCCACAAAGCUCCCUUCCCCGACCUGCGCCUGCCGAACUCCCGCAGGCAGUACCAGCACGACCACGGGCAAGCCGCCGCUGACGAGGAGGAGCUUCCUCCGCCACCGGUCGAUGACAGCGAUCGAUGA